AUAUAUAGAAACUCACACAUAUCGUAGGACCGUGUAUUUAAAUCAUUUUUUUUCGAAUAGAAAUAGCCUUUAAAUAAAAUAUCCUUUCUUUAAAUAGUUAUAAUUACCUAGUAAAAUUAAUUAAGAUCAAUUUUUAUUGAAUAUCAUAAAGUUGAAACAAUUUUCUGUAUGUAUUCUGCAUUGAUACUAAGUUAUGUAGCCCCGUUUAUCUUUUAGGUUAACUUUUAACUUCAAAUUUAUCAUUUUUUUAAAUAGAUUAUAUGUCAUUAUUUAUUACGUUAAAUAAGUAAAAUAAAUAAUGAAAUUAUAAAAUUUUUUGAUUAAAUGUAAGAAGAAGAUAAACAUAUUUAUCAAAUAUUUGACGUUUUCAUGAAUGAAAACAAAGAUCUACCCAGGGCGCGGGAACAUACACGGUUGGUUUAUGGAUAUCUAAAAACAAAAAAAAACGAUUACAAAUUAACACAAUUUUUUAUUCCUGAUUUUCUUCUCAAUAAAAACCAAUUUCCAGUUUCCAAUAAAAAAACUAAUAAUAAAUUAAAAGCCGAUUAAUUUUGCUUUGUCAUAAAAGGUUUACAUGGCAUUUAAAGAACAAUUUACAUGAAUUUAUAUUAUCUAUUAUAAUUGUUUAAAAUUGGUGGCUAUUAUUAUCUCUAAAAAAACUUACAAUAACGUGACGAUUGCAAAUUCUGCCUUUUAACGUUUUUUAAUACUGCAUUAAUAAUUUCUAUAAUUAUUUAACGUGCAUUGGAUGAAAAAAUAACGCCAAAAAGAUGUUGCUAUAUACAUUAAUUGGAGGUUACGUUUUGACAUCAAUGAUAUUAUUUAAAUAUCCAACAUUACUUCAUAAAAAGAAGAAAAUUAAAUUUAAUUGUCAUCAUAUCAGUCAUAGAGGUGGAGCUGGAGAAAAUUAUGAAAAUACCAUGGCUGCAUUUCGACGAGCAGUGGCUAUCGGUACUGAAAUGUUAGAAUUAGAUUGUCAUCUUACCAAAGAUGGUAAAGUGGUUGUAUCGCAUGAUCAAAAUUUAUUGCGUAGCACUGGUACCAAUAAGAACAUCUCAGAUUUAAAUUACAAAGAAUUGCCACCAUUGAAACCACGUCUUCCUAUUGAUUUUGAUCCAGACAUGGAAUUUAUUGGUUCUGCUAAUGAAGAUGAAAGACGUUUUCCUUUAUUGAGAGAAGUAUUCGAGGAAUUUCCAACUAUUCCUAUCAAUAUUGACAUAAAGAUAAACAACGAUGAACUUAUAAAAAGAGUAUCUGAAUUAAUUAUUGAAUUUCAACGAGAGGAAUAUACAGUUUGGGGCAAUUUUAGUGAUGAAAUAACACGUAAAUGUUACAAAAUGAAUCCAAGUGUAAAUCUAUUAUUUUCUAUGCGACGUGUCACAAUGCUAUUAUUUCUCCUAUAUACUGGAUUGUUACCAUUUGUACCAUUAAAGGAGACACAUUUAGAAAUAUUUUUACCUUCUAUUUAUUUACGACGCAAGAAUAGAUCAAACCCAACGAUCUUUCCAUUAGAAAAACUAGUUGUACGCACUAUCAAUUUACUGUUAAUGAGACCAUGCUUAUUUACACAUUUAAGAGCACGUGGAAUACAUGUAUACUUUUGGGUUUUAAACAAAGAUGAAGAAUUUAAGAAAGCGUUCGAUCUUGGAGCAACAGGAGUAAUGACAGAUUAUCCUACAAGAUUAAAGUUAUUUUUGGAUAAUUAUGCUUUAGAAUAAUAUUUCCUAAUUUCUAUAAUAGGAUUAUGAAAUUGAUAUAUCAACAAAUAUCUACUUAUUCGUAUUAGUGCAUCAAUAAUGUAUGUUUAAUUUUCUAUAACAAAAGAAAAGUAUUUUGAAUUUUAAAUUCUAUGCACUAAUACUAAUUUCAAAAAUUUAAUUAUACCUUGAGCAAAUGCAACCUGAACGCACUUUAAACCGCACAGCACAUUUUAAUGCCAAAGUAACAAUUUAUAUAAAUUUAUAGGACUAUUAUAUAAUAUGUAUUUAUUUAAAAUUAAUAUUUCUUGCUAUUGCG
Molecule: messenger RNA, 2016 nt
Organism: Polistes dominula (European paper wasp)
Lineage: Eukaryota; Metazoa; Arthropoda; Insecta; Hymenoptera; Vespidae
Product: lysophospholipase D GDPD1
Biological process (GO): glycerophospholipid catabolic process
Cellular component (GO): endoplasmic reticulum membrane
Molecular function (GO): phosphatidylcholine lysophospholipase A1 activity; phosphoric diester hydrolase activity
Source: RefSeq, a predicted model, not a curated record